GGCUCAGAGCCCAUCGGCAUUCAAACUCGUGCCCUUAUAUAUAACAUUUAAAGCCGAAAAGCCCAGUCACAUCGUUGGCCCAAUCCUAGACAGAAAUAUCUACGACUGAUAGCAUCAUCUUCUUCUUCCCAACCAAAAACGCGAGCACCAGAGCUCCGUCUCUGCAACCUCUCAAAUUCGACGGAAACAAACAAUGGAAGAAGAAUAACGCUGCAGUCUAAACCACAGCAGCCAUGGCGUUCUCAGGAGUGCUGACCGUCACCACGUCACCCUUACUGCAUUCAAGCUCGAUGUCCUCCUCACCUUCAAUUUCCAAGGUAUGCAGCAAACCAACUUCUCUAAUUUCUUGCUCUUUGACACCUACGCCGCCGUCUGCCACCGAUUCUACUUCUAGAUUUUCCGCGGAGCCACCGUCUGACUCUAUUACUACAACUAACGUGAAAACCGCUCAGAAAUUUAGCUACAGCAGAGCCUCCCCAUCAGUCAGAUGGCCCCACUUGAAACUAACAGAAACUUACCCCUCACCACCUACACAAUUCACCGUUGCUUCUCCUCCGCCGAACCAUGUCGUCGGCGAUUCCCCUGAUGGUGGAGAGGAAGACCAGAAUUUGGGUUCUGUGGGAGCUUUGGAGGAGAGGAAUGACGAAACCCAACAAGUGCUGGGGAGGCCGAGCAAAACCAAGGCGAAGAAAAUGACGAAACUUGCUCUCAAAAGAGCAAAAGAUUGGCGGGAAAGAGUGAAGCUUUUUACUGAUAGGAUUUUGGGGUUGAAAUCCGACGAGUUUGUAGCCAAUGUGUUGGAUGAUAGGAGAGUUCAAAUGACUCCGACUGAUUUUUGCUUUGUGGUGAAAUGGGUAGGCCAGUCGAGCUGGCAGCGCGCAUUGGAGGUGUACGAAUGGUUGAAUUUACGCCAUUGGUACUCCCCAAAUGCUCGAAUGCUUGCCACUAUCUUGGCUGUUCUUGGAAAGGCUAACCAAGAAGAAUUGGCUGUGGAGAUAUUUCAAAGGGCUGAACCUGGAAUUGGGAAUACAGUCCAAGUGUACAAUGCAAUGAUGGGUGUUUAUGCUCGAAAUGGUCGGUUUAGCAAGGUCCAAGGACUGCUCGAUGUAAUGCGUGAGAGAGGGUGCGAACCGGACCUUGUGAGUCUCAAUACUUUGAUCAAUGCUCGGCUAAGGUCAGGUGCAAAGACACCAAAUUUGGGAAUUGAACUUUUGAAUGAGGUGAGAAGGGCGGGUCUUAGGCCUGAUAUAAUCACUUAUAACACUCUUAUAAGUGGCUGUUCGCGUGAAUCUAAUUUAGAGGAGGCAGUGAAUGUUUACAAUGACAUGGAAGCACAUAAUUGCCAACCUGAUCUUUGGACUUAUAAUGCCAUGAUUUCGGUGUAUGGGAGAUGUGGAGAGUCAAGCAAAGCCGAGAAGCUCUUUAAGGAAUUGGAGUCGAAAGGGUUUUUCCCAGAUGCAGUGACAUAUAAUUCUUUGUUGUAUGCUUUUGCAAGAGAACUUGAUAUAGAGAAAGUAAGGGAUAUUGGUGAAGAUAUGGUGAAAAUGGGGUUUGGUAAAGAUGAGAUGACGUAUAAUACCAUCAUCCACAUGUAUGGAAAGCAGGGCCAGCAUGAUUUAGCAUUUCAGGUUUACAGGGACAUGAAAAUGCUAGGCCGGAUUCCUGAUGCUGUUACCUACACUGUGUUGAUAGAUUCACUUGGAAAAGCAAAUAAGAUAACACAGGCUGCUAAUGUAAUGUCAGAGAUGUUGGACAGUGGAGUGAAACCCACUCUUCGGACGUAUAGUGCUUUGAUGUGUGCAUAUGCCAAGGCUGGUAAACAGGUGGAGGCUCAAGAGACAUUUGAUUGCAUGGUUAGGUCGGGUAUUAGACCUGAUCAUCUGGCAUACUCCAUUAUGUUGGAUAUCUAUCUAAAGGUCAAUGAGACAAAGAACGCAAUGGCAUUGUAUCACGAAAUGAUGCAGGAUGGUUUCAUGCCAGAUAAUAUUCUCUAUGGGGUCAUGCUGCGGGUUCUUGGAAAAGAGAAUAAAUUGGAAGGCAUUGAAAAAGUGAUCAGAGAUAUGGAAAACGUUGGUGGUAUGAACCCACAAGUUAUCUCUUCUAUUCUUGUUAAGGGAGAAUGCUAUGACCAAGCUGCCAGAAUGUUGAGAUUAGCUAUUAGUAGUGGCUAUGAACUAGACCGGGAAAAUCUUUUAUCUAUUCUUAGCUCGUAUAGUUCAUGUGGAAGGCACUCAGAAGCAUGUGAAUUGCUUGAAUUUUUGAGAGAACACGCUCCCAGUUCCACCCAACUGAUAAAUGAAGCACUGGUUGUCAUACAAUGCAAGGCUCGUGAAUUUGAUGCUGCCUUGGUGGAAUAUAGUAAUACCAGGGGAUUCCAUUCUUUUAGUAGAAGUCCUACCAUGUAUGAAAUUCUUAUUCAAGGCUGCCAAGAGAAUGAACUCCUUGGUGAAGCUUCUCAGGUUUAUUCUGACAUGAGAUUAUAUGGCGUUGACCCCUCUCAACAUCUUUACCAAAUUAUGGUGCUCAUAUAUUGUACGAUGGGUUUCCCUGAGACAGCACAUCAUUUGAUUGAUCAGGCAGAGACAAAAGGCAUUUUAUUUGACAAUGUCAACAUAUAUGUUGAUGUUAUUGAAGUCUAUGGGAAAUUGAAGCAGUGGCAGAAAGCUGAAAGUUUGGUGGGAAGUCUCAGACAGAGAUGUAAAUCAGUGGAUAGGAAGGUCUGGAAUGCCUUGAUACAAGCUUAUGCUGCAAGUGGUUGCUAUGAGCGAGCUAGAGUGAUAUUUAACACAAUGAUGAGAGAUGGUCCUUCCCCAACAGUAGAUUCUGUUAAUGGUCUUUUGCAAGCUCUGGUUGUUGAUGGGAGAUUGGACGAACUCUAUGUUCUAAUCGAGGAGUUGCAAGAUAUGGGUUUUAAAAUAAGCAAGAGUUCAAUUCUCUUGACACUUGAAGCAUUUGCUCGAGACGGUAACAUAUUUGAGGUUAAGAAGAUAUACCAAGGAAUGAAGGCUGCAGGCUAUUUUCCCAACAUGGAUUGUUUCAGGAUUAUGAUCAAGUUAUUGUGCAGGGGAAAACGAAUAAUGGAUGUUGAAGCAAUGGUUUCUGAGAUGGAAGAGGCAGGAUUCAGGCCUGAUCUCUCAAUAUGGAAUUCUAUGCUUAAGUUAUAUGCAGGAAUUGCGGAUUUCAAAAAGACAGUUAAAGUAUACCAGCGGAUUAAAGAGGCUGCACUUCAACCAGAUGAGGAUACUUAUAAUACUUUAAUCAUAAUGUACUGCAAAGAUCGUAGACCAGAGGAAGGUUUGUCAUUGAUGCAUGAAAUGAGAAGGCAGGGGCUAGAACCUAAGUUGGAUACUUACAAAAGUUUAAUUUCAGCGUUUGGUAAGCAGAAGUUGUUGGAUCAAGCUGAGGAACUAUUCGAAGAGUUAAGGUCAAAUGGAUGUAAAUUGGAUCGCUCAUUUUAUCAUACCAUGAUGAAAAUGUUUAGAAAUUCAGGAGACCAUGACAAAGCUGAGAUGCUGUUGGCUACGAUGAAGGAGUCUGGAAUAGAACCCAACUCUGCCACAAUGCAUUUGCUUAUGGUUUCUUAUGGCAGCUCUGGACAGCCUCAAGAAGCUGAAAAGGUGCUUGACAAUUUGAAAGUAACUGGCUUAGAUCUUGAUACGUUACCGUAUAGUUCAGUUAUUGGUGCUUAUCUGAAGAACGGAGAUUAUAACAUUGGAAUUCAAAAGCUCAACGAGAUGAAGGAAGGCGGUCCGGCGCCAGAUCAUAGACUUUGGACUUGUUUUAUAAGGGCUGCAAGUUUGUCUCAGCACAGAAGUGAAGCUUUUAUUCUCCUAAACGCACUGCGUGAUGUUGGAUUUGAUCUUCCUAUCAGGCUUGUGACCGAAAAUCCUGAAUCGCUAGUUUCAGAAGUAGACUGUUGUCUAGAGAAACUAGAACCCCUAGAAGACAAUGCAGCCUUCAACUUUGUCAACGCAUUGGAGGACCUUUUGUGGGCAUAUGAACUCCGAGCCACUGCUUCAUGGGUUUUCCAAUUGGCCGUAAAGAGAGGCAUCUAUAACAAUAAUGUGUUCAGGGUAGCUGACAAAGACUGGGGUGCUGAUUUUAGAAAGUUGUCAGCUGGUUCUGCUCUUGUUGGUCUUACAUUAUGGCUUGAUCAGAUGCAGGAUGCAUCCUUGGAGGGUUAUCCAGAGUCUCCGAAAUCAGUUGUCCUGAUAACGGGAACAUCCGAGUACAACAUGGUUUCACUUAAUAGCACAUUGAAGGCAUGCCUUUGGGAGAUGGGUUCGCCUUUUCUGCCUUGCAAAACACGAAGCGGCCUUCUAGUAGCAAAGGCACACUCCCUCAGGAUGUGGUUAAAGGACUCCCCGUUUUGCUUGGACCUUGAGUUGAAAGAUGCCCCAUCUCUCCCCGAAUCAAACUCAAUGCAGCUCAUCGAUGGAUGCUUCCUAAGACGCGGUCUCGUUCCUGCGUUUAAGGAGAUAACUGAGAAGCUUGGACUAGUGAGACCAAAGAAAUUUGCUAGAUUGGCUCUGCUAUCAGAUGAAAAGAGAGAGAAGGUUAUCGAAGCUGACAUUGAGGGGAGGAAAGAGAAGUUAGAAAAAAUGAAGGAAAAGGGGGAACCGAGGAGGGUGAGCAGGAUUAAAAGGCUUGGGAAGAGGAAGUAUGUAAGACCAAUGUUGUCAAAUACCAAACAUAUUGUAUCAGCAAGAAAAGCCUUCAAAUAGAUAUGUAUAUGGAGACCCCAUUGGGAAGAAGCUUUGAGAUAUUGAUUUUCGCUAUUUGGGUGCUUCCAUUUGCUGCUCCUCUUCUCAUCGGAGCAGUUGCCAACAACCUUUUUAUUAAGAUGGCUAUUUGAAUGGCUAAGUGUGUUGUGCGAAAUUUGGAAUUUGGACAGGGUGCUGUCGGGCUUGUAAGAGGCAAUUUGUUGGUUACAAGAAUCGAGUAAUCCGUUGUGGAAGCUGUGGAAACAGUGUGGCAGCCAGAUUUUCAAGAGACGGUAGGGGAGGCCCUUCUUCGUCAAAGUCAGAGCCGGAGAUUAUUGAUGUUGAAGUUGAUGAGAAAUGAAGAGAAACCCAAGAUGUGGGGGAAAAUCGCGUAUGGUAGACUUUUAGAUUACAUACAGAGCAAUGAGAAGGCACAAGAGUUUUUACUUUAAUUUUGAUACAGAGUCUUGUUCUUUGCUUUCGUGUCCGUGUAAAUAGUGCCAUCUGUAUUAGUUCUUGCAAGAAUUGUGCAACAUGCCAAUGUGUACAUCUUUUUCUCUACUGGGAAGACUCGGAAAACAAAAUUCAUGGCCUUGUUAGUGA
Pyrus x bretschneideri (Chinese white pear) is the source of this 5306-nucleotide messenger RNA. RefSeq names its product pentatricopeptide repeat-containing protein At3g18110, chloroplastic. Lineage: Eukaryota; Viridiplantae; Streptophyta; Magnoliopsida; Rosales; Rosaceae. The transcript is spliced from 6 exons. Gene Ontology annotation, biological process: carbohydrate metabolic process. The record is from RefSeq and is a predicted model, not a curated record. Gene Ontology annotation, molecular function: hydrolase activity, hydrolyzing O-glycosyl compounds; protein binding. Bases 234 to 4724 code for a protein of 1496 amino acids.